AUGCGUCUCUUGUACUUGGGACAAGUUUUGGCAUUUGUAGCUCUAGCCAGAGCUUAUCAUGAUGUUCACAGCUCGAGUAUUGACACCAAUUCCCCCCAAAUCACCAUCACCCAAGUGAACUCCUCCACACGAUGGUUCGAAGGCAAACCUCAAGUCCAAAUCUUCGACGUAGUGCUCAACAACACUGGCAAGAAUACAUGGUUAACAUCCAAGGACAGCCUUACAGUCUCUAUUGAGUCUGAAAAUCUUAAAACUGUCCAGGCAGCAUAUGUCAAAAGACUUCAACCGGGCGACUCGGUGAUUGUUCAAGUUGGGGUUCAAAAUGAGCACGGUAUCAAACCAGGCUCAUCAGGUCCUGCAACUGCACUGGCUAAAUGGGGCAGUAACUCUUCAACAUCCGUCGAUAUAACUGCAACAUACGGUAUACCUACAUACAAAGCCUCCGCAACAUCAGUCAAUCAACAUGAAUCGCCCGACUGGUUUCGCGAUGCUAAGUUCGGAAUCUUCAUUCACUGGGGCUUAUACUCUAUCCCUGCAUAUGGCGGCGUAGGCAAGAAUGAGAACUAUGCAGAAUGGUACUGGUCCAGCCAAAUGAGUCCAUCUGAUCCAACCAAGACCUAUCAAUAUCAUUUAGAGCAUUACGGGCCAGAUUUUCGAUACGAUGACUUCAUGCAAAAUUUCACUGCUGAUAAAUUCCAGCCAAAAGACUGGGUUGAUCUGGUAGCUGAUUCUGGAGCUCGAUACAUCGUCCCUGUUACGAAGCAUCAUGAUGGAUUUGCGUUGUUUGAUAUGCCUGAGACAAUUUCUGAGCGCAACUCAGUAAAGCAGCCCCCUCAUCGGGAUUUCCUCAGAGAAAUCUUCAACGCGGCAGAGACCUAUCAACCGUCUCUAAGAAGGGGUACAUAUUUCAGCAUGCCCGAAUGGUUUAACCCAGCUUUCUCAAACUAUACCUGGCUCGAUUCCUUCGGUAUUGGUCCCCCCAAAAACCCCUAUACAAACAAAACAGUCCCAUACACCGGCUUCGUCGAAGUCAACGACUUCAUCCCAGACAUCCAAUACCCCCAAAUGAACAUCCUAGCCUACGAAUACAAAACAGACAUAAUGUGGUGCGACAUAACAAUGCCAACAAGUCGUCUUUCCCCGAAAUUCGCAUCCGAAUGGUUAAACACCGAAUAUGCUAAUAACCGUCAAGUCACAAUAAACAGUCGUUGCGGCGUGAUAGAAGGAGACUUCGAUACUUCCGCCGAGUACGCGAGUAGUAUUCCGCUUUCGUUGAGGCAUUUCGAAGCUACGCGUGGUAUGGAUCCGCAUUCGUUUGGGUAUAAUGCUGCGACGCCGGAUUCUGCAUAUCUUAAUGCGAGUGGGAUUGUUAGUACGUUGAUUGACACUGUGGCGAAGAAUGGGAAUUUGUUACUUGAUAUUGGACCUAGGGGGGAUGGAUCAAUUCCGGAAGUAAUGGAGAGUAAUCUCAGGUUGGUGGGGAGGUGGCUUGAGGGUCAUGGGGAGAGUAUUUUUGGGACGAAGUAUUGGGCUAAUGGGCCUGGGGAGGGAGAUUUUCGGUAUACGACCACUGAUGAUGCUUUUUAUGUUCAUGUUUUAGGGAAGCCGAAUGUGGGGGAUAUGGUUUUUACUGAUUUUGUGCCGUAUUUGGAUGGUGAUGAGGUUACUGUUGUUGGGGGUGUGAUGCAUGGUGUUGUGGUUGAAUCGAGCGUUGAUCGGGAUGGUAGGCUUGUGCUUCAUCUUUCGGAAGAUGUUGUUAAGGCUGAUCGAUAUGCGUGGACGUUUAAGAUUGAGUACUAG
Messenger RNA from Penicillium angulare, 1800 nucleotides. RefSeq lists its product as uncharacterized. Gene Ontology annotation, biological process: glycoside catabolic process; fucose metabolic process. NCBI's taxonomy places the organism in Eukaryota, Fungi, Ascomycota, Eurotiomycetes, Eurotiales, Aspergillaceae. The record is from RefSeq and is a predicted model, not a curated record. The transcript is spliced from 5 exons. Gene Ontology annotation, molecular function: alpha-L-fucosidase activity. Gene Ontology annotation, cellular component: lysosome. The coding region runs from base 1 to 1800 and encodes 599 amino acids.